Plasmodium inui San Antonio 1 is the source of this 1941-nucleotide messenger RNA. RefSeq names its product pyruvate dehydrogenase E2 component (dihydrolipoamide acetyltransferase). Gene Ontology annotation, molecular function: dihydrolipoyllysine-residue acetyltransferase activity. Gene Ontology annotation, biological process: pyruvate decarboxylation to acetyl-CoA. Gene Ontology annotation, cellular component: pyruvate dehydrogenase complex. The record is from RefSeq and is a predicted model, not a curated record. NCBI's taxonomy places the organism in Eukaryota, Apicomplexa, Aconoidasida, Haemosporida, Plasmodiidae. The transcript is spliced from 11 exons. The coding region runs from base 1 to 1941 and encodes 646 amino acids.
AUGCUCCUGCACUGGCUCCCCCUCAUCCUCUGCCUGCGCAUCUCCACUUGCAUUUCCAUGCCAAAGAAACAUGGCUUUAUAAGCACCUUGAGCCAUACCAGGGGAGCUUCUCCUCAGAACAAAGUGAAAAAAACAAGAGGGGUUAUCUUCUCUCAGAUUGAAAUAAAGAUGCCUGCCCUGUCAAGUACCAUGACAUCGGGAAAAAUCGUCAAGUGGAAUAAACACAUUGGGGAGUAUGUCAAUCUCGGUGACAUCAUCAUGACGGUCGAAAGUGACAAGGCAGACAUGGACGUGGAGGCCUUCGACGAGGGCUUCCUCCGCGUGAAGCACAUGGGAGACGGAAGUGAAGCGAAGGUCGGGGACACCCUUGGCAUUCUAACCACGGAAAAAGACGAACAAAUAGAAGCUCGUAGUGACGACUCCCCCCCAGGAGCAACCGGGGAGAGCUCGCAACGAGGAUACAUAGAACGCGUGGCGAAGGAAAACAGCGUCAUACACACAGAAGACACCACAAAGAUAGAGAAAGAGACGGGGAAAAACUCAAUCCACAUACAGACUGCACAGCAACAAACAAGUGACGAAGCCGCUGACCAAACAGGUGAGCACAAAAUAUUCGUGCCCUUCGUAAGUAACAAGAAGAACAGAGCGAGAAUAAGUAAAUGGACCCGCAAAGAAAAUGAAUAUAUCCACAAGGACGAAAUCCUUUUCCAUGUUGAAGACGACAAGAGCACCAUCGAAGUGGAGAGUCCCUGUCACGGCAUCGUUAAAAAGAUUUUCAUCGAAGAAGGACAGUUCGCCGAUUUGGACAAACCGGUUGCCAUCAUCUCUCCCAAAAAGGCAGGACAUCCCCCACAGGGACAGCAGACACCGGACGUCCAACUCGUAAACGAAGAAAACAUUUUGAGGCACUACAAGAAGGCCCUCAGCGGCACCCAGGAAGGAGAACUUCUGCUGCAAAACCUGAGCGCCUCCGACAAGAGAACAAUGGAAGAGCGGCUCCUUCUAAACUGCGACAAGUACAACAACCUUUCGGGGGACUUCUUCAGUUCGCGUGGCGAUGGUACACCUGGGAAAGGCUCAACAGAUCAGAAGCGGGACACGCCGCCCCCCAAAGGGAGAGACGUCCCAAUUGUGCUGCCCUCCGCAGCCGACCUGAUGGAGCAGAACAAGCUAACCCCAGCCGACAUUAAACGACCCAAAGUACCUGGACGUAUAACGUACCAAGAUGUCGUUUCACACCUAGAACGCAGAAGAGAAGAUACCCCCCCGAAGGAAAAAAUAAUUGAAUUAACCAACAUGCAGAAAGCAAUCAAAAACAACAUGAUGCGCACACUAUCCAUUCCAGUGUUCCGCAUCACUCAUUUUAUAAAAACAGACGCUCUCCUAAAACUGUAUGAGCAAGUUAAAGACAAAAUUAACAUGACUGUCCUCCUCUGCAAGUCCGUGUCGAAUGUGUUACUCAAGCAUCCCAUCAUAUACUCAACCUUCAUCGAUGAGGGGGAAGGGAAAAUAUUACUUAACGAACACGUUCACAUUGGCAACGCCCUGGGAUUGAAGAACACCCUGCUGACGCCAGUGCUCAAGCGGGUUAACAAGACGGACAUAUAUACCCUGGCCGGCGAGUGGAAGAAGCUAGUCGAGAAAGGGAAACAAGGCCUGCUAACGCCCGGCGAAAUGACGGGAAGCAACUUCUACAUCUCCAACUUGGGCAUGUUCAACACCUAUCAGUUCGACGCGACUCUGCCCCCGAAGGUGUCGUGCAUCCUGUCCGUCGGGACCAACAUUGGGAGCGUUGAGUACUCCGAACACCUUAAGAUUCAGCGGGGCAUGAUGAUGACCCUAACCUGCGACCACCGCCACAUUUACGGCUCCCAUGCAGCUGCUUUUAUGAGCGACUUGGCCGCGUUCAUCGAGGAGGACAUCAUGCAGGUGUUUCUCUAG